Cadophora gregata is the source of this 2028-nucleotide messenger RNA. RefSeq lists its product as uncharacterized. NCBI's taxonomy places the organism in Eukaryota, Fungi, Ascomycota, Leotiomycetes, Helotiales, Ploettnerulaceae. The record is from RefSeq and is a predicted model, not a curated record. The coding region runs from base 1 to 2028 and encodes 675 amino acids. The transcript is spliced from 3 exons.
AUGGGACACGCUUUCUGUUUCUGCCUGCCCCACCUUUCCAUUGUUUCCUCUCGCCCGCAUUUAGCAACAGAAGCGAGAGAUUCUCCUUCUCCUUCUCCUUCCGCUUUCGAAAACAAAACCAGAUGCCAAUCGGUCUUUGUUCACGAGAACCCUCGAAAUGUGCAACCACCCACCAACAAUCCUACCCGAGUCAAAAUGUCACUCCGUCGGUCUGUGAUCGGCUCUCUACGAUCUGUAUCGCCUUUCAGCACUACCAACAACAACAAUAAUGACCAAGGCAAAUCCGUGUCGCGGACUGCGCGUACCAUCAGCGACUCCGAAUCGUGUACGAGUCAACACGCGCGUCAGCCAGGCACAGGGCUCUUCAAAAGACCUGUCGUAGGAUCUCCGGUCGCCGAAUCUACAGUCUCCAGAGUCAAUUCAUUCAAGAUAGCACGCCCAACCCCAAAUCUGCCGACGGAACCGUUUCCCAAAUUCGCAGAGUUCGAGCGCGACAUCGAUCUUAUUGCAUCAGCCCAGACCACAGCACCUGAUGUACCGGAUGUUGUGUUUGAAAAGCUGCUAAAUGUCCCCAUUUCAUCUGGUCACUCUAUACAUCCACUCUUCAAACUCCCUCCGAGUGUCCGACGACGCAUAUACGGAUACUGCUUUCCGUUCGAGCCACGAAAGAUCACACUGUCUCCAUCAUUCGCUACCAAAGCAGUCUUUUCGAAGGAAUAUUUUGCAUCGCCAUGGGACAUCAUAGACUUCGUGGCAGGGGGGAUGCAAUCAUUCAGCAUGUUGCGAAAUGAUCUGUUGACAUAUUUUUGGUCGGAAUAUCGAUUUCAUGUCACGGUGACAGAAUUCAGCGGCCCAAAGUUCUCUCCUCUUUCUCAUGUCUGGCUCAAGCAGUACCUCGGUAUGGUACAGCGGAUCACAGUUGAGGUCGACUUCACAAAGUUUGGCUGUAGCCAAUGGAAAGAUGCAAAGAAAUUCGGUUACAAUUUGGACAAGACGAGAAGCUUGUUGAAUGAAAUUGUAUGUGGUUUGGGAGAGCGGCCGGCUAAGUCAUCAAUCGCAGAGCUGCAUUUGAUGUGCAGACGGUAUGCUGGAUUUCGCCUCCAGGGCGAUACUUGGGUAGAGAGUACUAAAGAACGUUAUUGUCCUAACGAUGUCCUCAGUCUCUGCGACAGCUUGAUCCAUCUCCGCGGAGUUCUCCGGCAAUGCAGAGUGUCGGGCUUUCCUGAAGCAUACUCGAAAGAGUUAUUGAAUUCCAUCUUUAGAUAUGGCAUCAAACCCCCUGCAUAUAUCUCUCCAGGAGAUGAUGCGUGGCCACCACUGCCAUCUCGGCGACCAACAUUACUUAUGUCGGAACCGCGGACAUCUGAGCCCCCAACACCCGCAUCUAUGGUCUCAAUGGAGUUUGGGAAACUUCGGUUACAGCAUUCUCGUAGCUUUGUGGAAGAAAUGGAAGACGAAAUAACCUGGUACUCAACAUCGCCAAAGUCAUCGAAUUACACUCUUACCUCACGACUCGAUACCACUACUCCAACAAAGGCUGAGAAACCAGACGAUGGGAGCAAAACUCCGCCCAUAGAAAAUGUACCACCAUGUCAGGCAUUGCUCCCAGAGAUGGUUGUCUCUGAACACACUGUAUUCGAUGCACCUGCAUCUCCGGAACCUUUACCUGUCCAGAUAUCACGUCUGAUGGCACCUGCAGAAGUGGAGCCUAGUCUCACCGCCACAACUACAGCAGCUCUUCUACCACGCACUCCUGUGUCGAAGUCACGAAUACCUCGAGCCUUCACAGAGCCUUCGCCAAGGACUCCAAACAAGAUGAAUGAGUUGAAUGAGCAAGACCCCGCUUUCAUCAGGACUGUAAAUGCCAUGCGAUCUCUAGACAGUGCCAACGUUCGACGCAGGACAAUGAUUGCUUCUCCAAAGACCCCAGACAGCACCGGAAGUGCGAGAACGGGAAAGAGUACUCCUAUGACUAAGAGAAGGUACAUGUCUUUCGUCAACAGGCUUCGGGGAUGUGUUGAUGGCUGA